GAUUCAUGCAAAUAAUCGGUUAUUUGUCAUUUUAGCCAUACUGCAGGUUCGCAUCAUAACAUGAAUUCUGCUUCACAAAAAAUACGGGAAACAAAAUCAGUAUUUAUAAUCCCAAGCGGCGUCGAUUUAAUUUUAGCCCCCUCAUUGAUAAGUGCGCUCGUGCGAAAAGGGGUGAACGCACGCGCUGCUUUUCCAGUGAGCGUGACAUUAAAAGGAGUGUUCGGGCCCUUUAAGAUCCCGCCUUUCCAGGAGUGAGGGAGACCUUAGCAGACUGCAGCAGCAGCAGCAGCACCUCCUCCUCCUCCUGUUCCUCGGCUGCCGUUUGUCCACCUGACGCCACAGAGGAGCCGCGGACUGGCAGCAGCCUCCUGGAGGGGGAAUGGGGGGCGCCUAGCAUCGUCGCAAGCCGCCUACAUUUUUCUGAAAGCCGCUAUAAAGGGGCCACUGCCGGCUGUCCUGCAAGAUGGUAUCCUGGAUUAUUUCGAGGAUAGUCGUCCUUGCCUUUGGGACCCUGUACCCAGCAUACUCCUCAUACAAGGCUGUCAAAACGAAAAACGUGAAGGAAUAUGUGAAGUGGAUGAUGUACUGGAUAGUGUUUGCGUUGUUCACCACAGCAGAGACGGCCACAGACUUGCUCCUGUCAUGGUUUCCAUUUUACUUUGAGCUAAAGAUUGCCUUUGUAAUCUGGCUCCUCUCUCCGUACACGAAAGGCUCCAGCGUCCUCUACCGCAAGUUCGUCCAUCCAACUCUCUCCAACAAAGAGAAGGAGAUUGAUGAGUACAUCGCUCAGGCCAAAGACAAGAGUUAUGAGACCAUGAUGAGGUUUGGAAAGCGGGGCCUCAACCUCGCCGCCAAUGCUGCCGUCACCGCGGCCACCAAGGGGCAGGGCGUGCUGUCAGACAAGCUGCGGAGUUUUAGCAUGCAGGACCUGACACUCAUCAACGCCGACGACGACCUGGUCCUGCGCCCCUCCGAGGUCCGCAUGAGGCGAGAGCACACGGACGACAUGGGCUCAGGGGUCAGCACGCUGCCCAGGGCCAAGAGCACUGCGGCACGCCAGACUCGCUCGGCGGCAGCUGCGUCUCUGGUGGAUGACGCCUCGUCCCAACACGGCUCCGACCAGUCGGACACGAGGACCGAGCAUUCAGACGACGAUUUAGGAGACAAGGCCUCCAAACGCAACGCCUCCGUGAAGACGACCAAGAAACCCGCAGCAGUGAAGACUGAGACUCAAACCAAGACGGUGAAGAAGACGACCAAGAAAAAGACCACGACCAGCAACGCGGAGACGCCACCAUGAGUCCUGCUGCCCAAAGCCCCGCCCCCUCACCUCCCUCCCCUCCUCCUACACCCCGCCCGCUCUGCUAAGAACUGAAGUUCUCUCACUUUAAGUGCAGACACUGUUUUAAAAAGUAUGUUUUUGGGCCGGAGAGAUGCUCUCACAUUCACUGGCUUAUAUAUAUUAUAUAUAUGUUUUUAAAGAUGUUUUAGUGUGAGCUUAAAUUCAGGUGGAGUUUCCCGGAUCAGCAGCUUCUUUUUUUAAGGUCAGUUGAGGAUCAGACGAGAAAUAUAAGGUGACAUCUCAUUUGUGUCGUUGGUUCAAUCUGCCCCACAGAGGGAAGUAGAAUUCUUUCUUUGUGGCUCGGCUGCAGCAGUAGACGUCUAAUGUUUACAUCAUUGUUAUCUUUCUUCUGAGUCUGCUGUCUUUGAUUUAUGUUUUAGCUGAUUUACAUUCUAUAUAUUUGCUUCUGCGUCUGGGCUGACGUUGAUUUAUUUCUUUAAUCUCAGAGAAGCUAGCCCUGUGAAGUUCAGUCUCUUUGGGUACUUUUUAGCCAAGCGCAGGACAGAAACCGAGGUGGUUCGUUCCUUCCAAACUAGGUUUCAUUCCGCCGUCAUUCUUAGGUUUAACUUUAAUCAUUCUCUUCCUGGGAUCUUGGAUUAUUAUUUUUUUUUGCUAUAAAGGAGGAUCACUGGGGUGGGAAUCAUAAAAUGCUGCAAGUGGUUCUGCUGUUAGAGUAACCAAGCUGUGGCGUUUUUCUGCUGCUUUGAACAUAAAUGAAGGCUUUCAAUUAUUAAACUGGCCAUGAUUUCUUUAGUGCACUAUAAAGCAAGAGACUGCAACACUUUAAUCAGCCAGCAGGGGGAGACAAACCCCACUCAAACUGUUGGUGGAGCUCAAAAUGUAAAUAAUAAACAUGACUGUACAUCUAGACUUGGUUUGCCUGCCUUAUUCAUCUUUGCUUUAAAAAUAAUUGUUUUUGAUUAUUUUUUUUGUAUUAUAUUGUGCUGCAAAAAAUCACAAUCAACUGUUAAUUAUAUUUAAAAGAUUCUGUUAAUUUAAAACAAAUGCUUGCCUCGUCACAAUGUCUUCCUUUAAAAAAUAUUCUUAGAUUUUAGGUUAAAUUUGAUCAUAUUUAACCUAUACCACAUGUUUUAUUGUUGAUUAUGUUUAUAAUGUCAUAAGGUGUGUUCAUUUGAAUAUUUCUUGUACUUACAGCUUAUCAAAGUUGACUAUCAUCUGGUUCAGCUGCUCCUGAGAAGGUCACGCUCCACAUAAAGUGCUAAUAAAGGAACAGAACACAA
Messenger RNA from Oryzias melastigma (Indian medaka), 2583 nucleotides. RefSeq names its product receptor accessory protein 2 (gene reep2). The transcript is spliced from 8 exons. The record is from RefSeq and is a predicted model, not a curated record. Gene Ontology annotation, cellular component: endoplasmic reticulum membrane; cytoplasmic microtubule; endoplasmic reticulum tubular network. Gene Ontology annotation, molecular function: taste receptor binding; microtubule binding. The coding region runs from base 464 to 1300 and encodes 278 amino acids. Lineage: Eukaryota; Metazoa; Chordata; Actinopteri; Beloniformes; Adrianichthyidae. Gene Ontology annotation, biological process: endoplasmic reticulum tubular network organization.